Centropristis striata (black sea bass) is the source of this 1347-nucleotide messenger RNA. Its product is annotated as olfactory receptor 52K1-like. The annotation marks the transcript as partial. Gene Ontology annotation, molecular function: G protein-coupled receptor activity; olfactory receptor activity. NCBI's taxonomy places the organism in Eukaryota, Metazoa, Chordata, Actinopteri, Perciformes, Serranidae. Gene Ontology annotation, cellular component: membrane. The record is from RefSeq and is a predicted model, not a curated record. Gene Ontology annotation, biological process: G protein-coupled receptor signaling pathway. The transcript has 3 exons.
AUUUAUAUUUAUAUUCUUACAUUCUUUAAAUUUCUCUAUAUUUGUUGUACAGUGAUCCAACUGGAAACCAACAUGAGGAGGUUUUCUGAGGAGGGCAGGAUGGAAAACAUCUCGUCACACAAAUAUUUCAUCCUGGACGGCUUCAGUGAACUGGGAGCCCUGAGGCCCGUCCUCUUCGUCCCGUUCUUCAUCAUGUUGGUUGUGUCACUGUUGGCCAACUCCUUGCUGCUGUACGUGGUCAUUUCUCAGAAAAGCCUCCACUCACCAAUGUACAUCCUCAUUGCUGGCAUGGCGUGUGUGGACCUGAGUCUGCCGCUGUUCACCAUCCCCAACAUGCUGCUGAGUUUCCUGUUUAACUGGAGAGGAAUCUCUCUGAUUGGCUGCCUGUUUCAGAUGCACUUUGUUCACUUUGUAGGAGCUUUUCAGUCCACGUUUCUGGUAUGGAUGGCACUGGACAGAUAUUUUGCCAUCUGCACGCCACUUUACUACCAUGAGUGCAUGGCGUUACCAAGAUUCCUCAAGUUUAUCGUCCCACUUGUGAUCAGAAACUUUGUCCCUGUAACAGUUUUUGUGAUUCUGGCAGGGAAGUUAUCAUUCUGUGCUGAAAAUGUGAUGGAGCACUGUUUCUGUGAGCACAUGGCACUAGUGGAGCUGGGCUGUGGAAGCACUGCCAUCAACAGCCUGAUUGGUCUACUGGGCGUGUUCUUCAUCGCUAUAGCUGAUUUCAUCUUUAUCACUGCUUCCUAUGUUUUCAUAUUCAGCUCCUUGCUCAAGUCCAACAAGUCGGGUGUCAAAGCUCUUCACACCUGUGUCACACACAUUGUGGUCAUGAUCAUGGGCCUGUCCAUCGCACUGGUUGCUUUCCUGUCAUAUCGGAUCAGAAAUUAUCUUCCAGACGCCGUUCGGGUUUUCUUCAGCACCAUGUACCUGCUGUUCCCGAGCUGCUUCAACCCGAUCAUCUAUGGCAUCAGAACCGCCGAGAUCAGACGGCACAUCCUGAAGAUCUGCUGCUCUAAACAGCACACCUUGGGUCUAUCUGCAUGGGUCGUAGACUUCCUAACAGACCGCCCACAGCAAGUCAGAGUGGGAUCAAAUAUCUCCACCACUCACUCUCAGGAGUGGUCCCCCCAUAAUGUGCUCAGCCCAAUGCUUUUCACACAUGACUGCACCCCCAUCUGCUCUUCAAACACCAUCAUUAAAUUUGCAGAUGACACGGCUAUAAUGGGUCUGAUCUCUGAGGAGGACGAGACAGCUUAUAGGCAUGAGGUGGAUCAUCUCACUCAGUGGAGAAAGAACACCUCUAAAACCAAGGAGAUGAUCAUAGACUUCUGGACGACAGAGGUCUGA